UGUGAGAGAGAGGGAGAGGAAGAGUGCUGUGCUCUUAGACAUUCCAUCAUCUACUCCCCUGCAGCAUCUCCUGCUCACACACACACACACACAUACACACCCCUCCUCCUGGAGAGAGAGCGAGCGGGAGAAAUAGAGAGAGGGAUAGAGAGAGAGGAAUAGAGAGAGAGAGAGAAAUCGAGCAACAUGCAAAGCAGCAAAUGACAAGAAGGCUGCUCAGGCACAGCAGUACUGCUCUUUUUCUUUAGGGGGGAGAAAGAGAGAGAUACAGAAAGGGAGAGAGAGAGAGGGAGACCACUGCACGCCUUUCCUCCUCCUUCUUCCCUCCUCCUCCGCUCUGUGUGUAUGUGUGUGUGAGAGUGUGUGUGUGUGCGUGCGUGAUUUGCUCUCGCUCGGAGGCUGGUUGGAGCAGCAGCAGCAGCGCUUCAGUGGAAGAAGGCUGACAUGCUCAACAAUAUAACCGACUGUGAGGGGGGCGAGGGGGGCACCAACAGCCAGGGAGAUGGAAACCCCAAAGAGAGCAGCCCCUUCAUCAACAGCAGCAGCAGCGACGUGGAGAAGAGCCAGCAGUAUGACGGGAAGAACAUGGCCCUGUUCGAGGAGGAGAUGGACACGAGCCCCAUGGUGUCAUCUCUGCUCAGCAGCCUGGCCAACUACUCCAACCUGACGCAGGGCAGCAAGGAACACGAAGAGGCCGAGAACAAUGAAGAAGCCCGUAAAAAAACAGUACAGGCUCCUCGUAUGGGCACCGUGAUGGGAGUGUACCUCCCGUGUCUGCAGAACAUCCUGGGUGUUAUUCUGUUUCUCAGGAUGACCUGGCUGGUGGGCGUCGGUGGGGUCUUGGGUACCUUCAUCAUCGUCUUCAUGUGCUGCUCAACAACUAUGCUGACUGCCAUUUCAAUGAGCGCCAUUGCAACGAAUGGAGUAGUGCCAGCUGGUGGAUCCUACUACAUGAUCUCUCGUUCGCUGGGGCCGGAGUUUGGUGGUGCAGUGGGAAUCUGUUUCUACCUAGGCACCACCUUCGCUGGAGCUAUGUACAUUCUGGGCUGCAUCGAGAUCCUACUGAUCUACAUAGUGCCACAGGCGGCUAUAUUUCAGAUCGAGGGUCUGGAAGGACCGGAGGCUGAAGCAGGAAUGCUGAAUAACAUGCGAGUGUACGGAACGAUAGUUCUCUCGUUCAUGGCUCUGGUCGUCUUCGUUGGCGUAAAGUACGUCAACAAGCUGGCCCUGGUCUUCCUGGCCUGUGUCAUUCUCUCCAUCCUGGCCGUGUACGCCGGGGUCAUCAAAACCGCCUUCGACCCUCCAGACUUUCCGAUCUGCAUGCUGGGAAAUCGAACUCUGUUGUCCAAAGGCCUCGAUAUCUGCGCCAAAACCAUCGAGCGGGGCAAUGCCACUGUCACCACUAAGCUCUGGAAGCUCUUCUGCGACUCAGAGUUCCUCAACGCCACCUGCGACGAGUACUUCACCAACAACAACCUCACCCAGGUCCAGGGCAUCCCUGGAGUGACCAGCGGCAUUCUGGCAGAGAAUCUCUUUGGCUUCUACAUGGAGAAGAAUGAUAUAUUGGAGAAGAGAGGAGUGCCAGCUGUGGCUGACCCUGAUGUUCCACCAACCAACAGUAACCGCUAUGUGCUGGCUGACAUCACCAGCUUCUUCACCCUGCUGGUGGGCAUCUACUUCCCUUCUGUCACAGGUAUCAUGGCUGGCUCAAACCGCUCUGGUGACCUGCAGGAUGCUCAGAAGUCCAUCCCCAUUGGCACCAUCCUGGCUAUCUCCACCACUUCCAUGAUAUAUAUGUCCUCUGUGAUUCUGUUUGGAGCCUGUGUGGAUGGAGUGGUCCUGAGAGACAAGUUUGGUGAAGGUGUGAACGGUAACCUGGUUAUCGGUACUUUAGCCUGGCCCUCACCCUGGGUCAUUGUGUUUGGGUCCUUCUUCUCCACCUGUGGGGCAGGGCUGCAGAGUUUAACAGGAGCUCCCCGACUCUUACAGGCCAUCGCUCGGGACGGGAUCAUCCCAUUCCUCCGGGUGUUUGGUCAUGGUAAGGCUAAUGGUGAGCCAACAUGGGCUCUGCUCCUGACAGCCAGUAUCUGUGAGAUUGGCAUCAUUAUCGCCUCUCUGGACGCUGUAGCACCCAUUCUCUCCAUGUUCUUCCUGAUGUGCUACAUGUUUGUGAAUCUGGCCUGUGCGCUUCAGACUCUCCUCAGGACUCCCAACUGGAGACCCCGCUUCAAAUUCUACCACUGGGCUCUGUCUUUCCUGGGUAUGAGCUUGUGUCUUUCCCUGAUGUUCAUCUGCUCCUGGUACUAUGCCAUCGUGGCCAUGGGCAUCGCCGGCUGCAUCUACAAAUAUAUCGAGUUCUGUGGGGCAGAGAAAGAGUGGGGUGAUGGGAUACGUGGGAUUUCUCUCAGCGCUGCUCGUUAUGCUCUGAUGAGGCUGGAGGAAGGACCCCCACAUACCAAGAACUGGAGGCCUCAGAUUAUGGUGCUGGUGGGUUUGGAUGCAGAGCAGAACGUAGAGCAGCCACGUUUGCUGUCACUGACCAAUCAGCUGAAGGCAGGCAAAGGCUUGACCAUUGUGGGCGCAUGUGUGGAGGGCACCUAUCUUAACAACCAUGCACAGGCACAAAAAGGAGAGCAGGCCCUGAGGAAGCUGAUGGAAACUGAGAAGGUGAAGGGUUUCAGUCAGGUGGUGAUCUCCUCUAGACUGCGGGAUGCCACGUCCCACCUGAUCCAGGCCGGGGGGCUCGGGGGCUUACGUCACAACACUGUGCUAGUAAGCUUCCCCAAAAAUUGGAAACAGGCCGAGGACAACCAGCGCCUGAGGAACUUCAUUGAGGUUGUAAGGGAGACCACCACAGCCAGCUUGGCACUGAUAGUGCCCAAGAACAUCUCUGCAUACCCCUCGAACGGCGAGCGCUUCACUGAGGGCCACAUCGACGUCUGGUGGAUUGUACAUGAUGGAGGCAUGCUCAUGCUCCUGCCCUUCCUCCUGCGACAGCACAAGGUGUGGAGGAAAUGUAAGAUGCGCAUCUUCACUGUGGCUCAGAUGGAUGACAACAGCAUUCAAAUGAAGAAGGACGUGAUGACCUUCCUCUACCACCUGCGCCUCGAUGCUGAGGUGGAGGUCGUGGAAAUGAACGACAGUGAUAUCACAGCCUACACCUAUGAGAAGACUCUGGUGAUGGAGCAGAGGUCUCAGAUCCUCAAAGAGAUGCACCUGACCAAAAACGAGCGGGAGAGAGAGAUUCAAAGCAUUACAGACGUGUCCCGUGGCUCCAUCCGCCGAAAGAACCCAUCUAACCUGCAUCCCCAGAAAAGCAUCACCGAGGAGCCAGCAGGGGGCAGCGUCGAGGAGAAAUCAGAGGAAGAGUCUUUCCGUCUCUCCCGUCCUCGACAGGUGCAGCUCAUCCAGGGUAAAAAUGCGACGCCAACUCCUACAAGCCCCACCUCCCCGGCUUCGCUUAGCGUGGGGGCCAUGACCCCUGGAGAGGAGAUGCAGAUGACCUGGAGUGAUGAAACAGAGAAGGGAAAUAAUCCAUCGGUGGUUCACCCGGAGACCGCCAGAGAUAUUUUCAAUAUGAAACCGGAAUGGGAAAACCUGAACCAGUCAAACGUCAGGCGCAUGCACCAUGCGCAGAAGCUCAAUGAAGUUAUUGUGAAAAAGUCACAAGAAGCGAAGCUGGUCCUGCUGAACAUGCCCGGACCUCCUAAAAACCGCACAGGAGAAGAGAACUACAUGGAGUUCCUCGAGGUGCUGACCGAGGGUCUCAAUCGGGUCCUCCUCGUGCGUGGUGGAGGACGUGAGGUUAUCACCAUCUACUCUUGAAGGGCCAAGCUUAGCAGCCAACGAAUCUUUCUUCUCUCAUCUCCCAUGUUCCCUAUUGCAUAGACUGAAUACCCGACCCCCCCACCCUGUGUCCCCAUAUCCCCAGACUCCACCAUGAGCAAUACAGCCCCAGCACAUAUCAGAUAUCUGACUUUGCACUACAUGAUCAAAGACCUCCUUAUUACACCAGCUUAAUAGUCGUUUGAACUUGACACCGCUCCUCCUUAGUGCUUAACCUUGAUUAGUCUUGUUUGUCUUCAUCUAGUUUAAAAAAAAAGCUUAAAGGCUAAAGAUAUACUUGCUGUUAACUAUGCGUAAACUAUGUGUAUGCAGGGUGGCUGUUUCGUGUAUCCUUGCAUGUGUUUGAUGUGUUGGUUGUGCGCGUCAUUAGAAAUGAACGCAACACGUAUGCGAGGUGCAACACAGACACAAAACUGAAGGGGGCAGUGCAGGCAUCAGAAGGGUGGAAAGUUUUUGUAGGCAGUUACCUGCAUGUGAAUGAGGUGGUAUUAUUGCUGUGGCAAGCUAGAGGAAGCUUCCAGUAUCAUAAAUAGCACAUAGUUCACAAUUAUAUGAACAAUUUUGUUUAGCCCAACAGCAAGUAUAUCUCUAGCCUUACUCUUUCAGCCAUGUUCACUGGGUUUUGAGCGCGCAAUUGGGUGGUUGGCUUGGUAGAUCUCUGCUACUACCCUCUGAGGACUGUAGCUAUUGUACUCCAAAGACAAACUCAAGCCCAACUGCUCCUGCAAUUCAGUUUUUGAGACGACCAAAUACUACGAUCUGGUACUGUACUGAAAGAUACCUGAAAUCUGUUUUUUAUAGCAAACACAAACAAACUAGUUCUGUGUACAGAGUUGAUUAAGUGACAAUGAAUCAAAAGGCAGGUGGUAAAAAGAUUUAAGCCAGGAAAACAAAGAAAAAAAAAAACGUCUUCCAGUGUUUUGAUGUGUUUUAAUGGUUUGAGAAGCAAAUACAAAAAUACAAAUCCCCAGGGUAUGUGUGAGAGUGCUGGAUGUAAAGUAACUACUCAGAGAUGCUUCUACAGUAGAACAAAACCCUGUACUGUGUCUGGACUGACUGUAUGUCCAUAUUCUCCCCCCGUAUCACCAACCAUUUGCAUGUUAUUGGUUUGUUAUUGUAGGUGUUAUGGUGUGAUAUGGUUUUGGUUUUUGAGGAUAAACGAAUGCCAGUGGUGGUGUGUGUUUGUGCGACUGUGCGGUCCUCUUGGAACCGACUGGCUGUUGUUUUGACUAUAUACUGAAGUUCCAAGUUCCAGGCUUCUUGGGAGCCGGUUCUGCAGGAGCUUUCCAAAACACAAUGGCAGCAGCACUUUUUAGUUUGUUUUGAUACAAAACAGUCUGGUUCAAAUCGAGACGGAUAUUGAAAUAGAUAAUAGUAUAAGAUACGCAUCAGCACACUGAGACAUGUACAUACUGUAGUAUAACUGUCAUAAAUAUUAUUAAUAUUACUGAGAAAGAAAUGUGCUACCAAGACCAUUGUACAAAAGAAAAUUAUACAUACAGCAUAAAAUCUUAUAUACAGCCGAAAGCGACCUAUAUAUAUAAAUAUAUUUAUAUAUAUAUGUAUCCUAAGAAUAUCAAGAUGUUUAUAUUUCAAAUGUUUAUCUACAGAACCACUAAUUUAACUAAUUUAAUCAUCAGCAUUUUUGAAUGACUAACAUGAUAUCAGCACCUCUUGCCAAAUACUGAAAUGUGAUUCGUGCCAUAUGGACAGAGGAUUAAAAAUAUAUAUAUAUAUAUAUAUAUAUAUAUUUAAAAAACGAUAGGACCUUUCUCUUUAAAUCUGUACUUCCUCUUUAAAUGUACACAGGUGAAAAGGAGACAGGGUCUAUGCAAAGCUAGAAUGAAACUGUACCAUGUGGGACAGCGCACAGAAAUGACAUUAUAUUUGAUUUAAGAAGUCAAAAUGCUGUAAAGAAGCUCUAAGAAAAAGUCACUUUUCAUUGUUAUUUUAAUGCACCACACAUGCGCUCACUGAACACGUUGUCGCUGUGUAAGAUGUACAGCAAUUUGUCGCACUUUUCUCUAUUCUUAUAAAGAUUACCUUGCAUUAUUGAAAGAUGCCACAUGUAUUCUUUUAAAAAUAAAGGUGCUGCAAAGGGGUUUUAAAAGCGCUGCCAUUGACAAGUUAUUUUUUUCUAUUUAAUUAUUUUAUGAAUAGUCCAGUCAGAAUUUUAGAACCACCUCCUUGUUUCUAUACUCUGUCUAUUUUAUCAACUUCACUGAUCAUAUAGGAGCACUGUGCAGUUCUACAAUUACAGGGCCACCACAGAGCAGCUAAUAUUUGGGUGGUGGGUAAUUCUUAGCACUUUAGUGACACUGACGUGGUGGUGGUGGUGUGUUAGUAGUGUGCGCACGGAAGAGCUGCUAGAGUUUUUAAACACUGUGUCCACAUACUCACCAUUACUCUAUUAGACAUUUCUACCUACCUACUGCACCUUGUAGACUUGAAGUGAGAGACAGAAGCUCUUUUUUGCGCACAUCUUGCGCACAUUUUGGUUGGUUUGUUGGUCAUUCUCUAGUCCUUCAUUAGUCGUCACAGGAUGCUGUGCACAGGAAGCUGCUGGAUGUAUAUUUAUUUCUGUAUGGUGAUAGAAACAAGGUGGAGGUCAUGCAAUCAGACUGGACUGUGCAAGUGUGAAGAACAUUUUAAAUGUUUAAAGAAAAAAAAAAUAGAUGUUAAUAGUUUAAUGUUCUUCACUCCUUCGCACCUUUGUUUUAAUAGAACCAAAAAUAGUUCUUUAGUGGCAUCACUAAAGGUCCCUUUGCAGCACUGUUAUUUUUAAAGCAUCAUCUGUUAUAAGAAACACAAACUGCUUAAAUACUGAAGAACAUUGAUAUAUGUUUACUUAUAGUAGAAGUAGAUUAAAAUAAAAAAUACGUACUCUUAUCCAAAAUAUAAUCUUAUUUUUUUGUAUGAUUACAACAAAGAAAAAUGUAUACUGAAUAGACUAGUGAAAAAAAAUCUAUAUAAAUAUAUUUGUUGUCUUGUGCAUAAUUGUGAGGGUGAAGGACAAACUAGCGCUAUGUUUUUGAUCGAAAUCCAAUUGCAUUGAGGAUGCUGCUAUUGUCAUUAAUGUGUAAAUAAAUAUAUCACAGUGGAAAAAAAAAUUAAAAGAUGAAUAAAUCAUUUAAACGGGCCGCCGGUGGACAGGAAGUGCACUAUACUGGUUGUGUUUCCCCAUAGGGUUUUUUAGGCACAUGCUCAGUCAAUAGAAUACUGGCUGGCCUCCAUUGACAGACAGUGUGAAGUAGUGCACGGCUAAGCUUAAGUUGUGUUGGUAAUCACUCAGUCGCAUGUUAUACACGGUUUUUGGCACAGCUUCCUGUGUCAAAGAGAAAUGUUUUUUUUUUUUUUUUUUUUUUUUUUUUGUGCAGAGCUAGAUACGUUUUCUAGAUACCUAGUUAGAGACCCCCAGAGCACACCGCAUCUAAUCCAAUCAUCUGAUCAUCAGAGAGAAGGCCUGAUUUACAGGCAGUUGAUAACGUGAUGAACUGACCUCAGGCAGACCUCAAGAGAUCUGCUGCGAGGAACCCACAAACCCCGCCCCCCCUUUCCCCCGCCACUUUCUUACUGUUUUGCUAAUCGCAUUAUAACAUUAACUACCAGCCAGUUUGUGGUGAAUGGAGUUUUAGCCGUGUUUUUUAACCAGUGUGUAUAGAAGAAAUACUAUCUUUCAUAAUAGUAGUUCGAGUUACAGUGAUAGGAGAAACUUGGAAACAUGCACCAUGUGAACCAUAUACAUUAUACUCCUCAUUUUUUGGUUGUUUUUAUUUAUUAUUAUUUUUUAUUUCAUUUGUUUUGCUUAUUUAUUCGCUUAUUUAUUAUUUUGUGAAUUGUUAGAUAUGUCAAAUAUGAGCAUGUUUUGGUACAUUUAGAGAUUUGUUACUUUACCUUUUUUUCUUAUUUGUUCAACUGAAAGUAGUUUUCCUUUAGUUGUUAUUUAAAAGGUCUAAUUUAUUAGAUAGUUAGUUACUACCUAAUUUAAAGAGCUAGCUUGAGGGUUGUUGACUAGGUGCAUAGCUGCCUACCAUAUACUGUAUCUGUCUUUUAUUGAGGGUUUUUUCCUUCAUAAGUCUUUAAUUUAUGUUGUACACAAAAUGUCACGUGGAAUAACAUGUCGUACUGUUUGCAUAAAUUGGAAUGAUACGCACUUUAUUAUGGAUAGAAAAAAAGUAUUGUCACUGAACUACAGCCCUAUUCAGAUGGGAUCAAAUUUAAAUUGGGUCCUGGGGUUAAGUGCUUCUUUUAUGGCAGCUGUUUGGUGAUCUGUGAUUUUAUUUAUGUUCAGGUCACCCAUGUCAGUGUUUUAUUCUCUCCUCCUCUAAGAAAAAAAUUCUAGCCCAAGUACCUACUGUUUUCCACUCAACUUACUAGUGGUGGUGUGAUCUUUUUAGUCUUGUCUGGACGUAUUUAUGUGAUUUUACGGGCAGAUUUGGAUGCUGUAUAUUGAAGGAAAAGGUUGUUCUUGGCUUUUUUGCUAUGCGUCAUUUUUAGUCAGAGCAAGCCUAUUCUAUAUCCUCUGGUUUAUAUCAUACGUUUUCUAAAUUGUGGAUAAGAAAACUUUUCUUAAACUAAGGAAUGCAUGAAAUAUUUGGCAAUUGAACAUAUUUGGCCAAAAGCAAGGAAAGCUGUCAAAUUUAAAAACAAAAAAGGCAUAAUUAAAAGAAAACCUGCGAAAAAUCUUAUUUGGUUUUCAGCUUUAACUUCUUGCCAGAUGUUUCAUUUUGUUCAGUUUCAGUUUUGUUCAUUUUAGUGCAUCCCUACCUGAAACUAAAAGUUUCAGAAAUUAAAACUAACUCAAAUAAGUUUGUCAAACUCUCUUAUCCUGUGUUCAUUUUAUUGGAUUUUAUUGUUCGGAUGUUUGGGUAUAUUCAAAGCUAUAUAAUCCCAAUGCCAAAAGAAUCCCAAAAGGGCUUAACCAAACCUUUCAGACAAGAGUUCCUGAAAGCCACUCUAUUCUGGUUAAGAUAUGGAAUGACUGAUAUCUCACACAGUGAUGCUAAGGGCUGUCCAAAAUCAUCUCACUGGGUUAGAGUGUAAAUGCUGUUGUAUGACUAGAACUGGACUCAACUAUCAGGGCUGGACAGAGAUCAAGACAUUUCACAUUUUUAUAUAAAAACGAUCUAUAUAGCAUAUGAAAGAUUCCCAUGAAACAUGCACAUCUUGAUUUAAGACUAGGCUCGGUCUACAUCCAUAAAGACGCAGCCUAACCCUAGCACAUUCAGCGAGAAGAGAGUUUUGCCUCUCUUGCCUGGACAGUGUAGACCAGAAGUUAGCACUGUGAGGUGACAGUCAAACACUAUUUAAACAUUAUUUAAAUAUUUAGAAUGUCACAGACAUUUAGUGUGUUUCACUCAUUUAUCGGUUUAUAUAACCUACAUAUUAUUUCUUCUCUCACUUUUCCUCGCCUCCUCGUUUCGAAUUGUUGUUUGCAUCAAGACUCAUGAAUCAUGCUUAUUAUGCAAUGCUGACUCACAGCCUUCCUGCAAAGAAAGCGUUUUCUACUGGUAGUCCAACAGGGUCACUUAAACGACCAGUUAAUUAGAUUUGUAUUAUAAUUCAUUGCAGGUCUUUCAGAAGGUGCUAAUGCUAACUUAUGCAUGACUGCUGCAGAAAUAUGCGAGCAAAUGUAAUUUAAGUGUGAUUUAAAAGUGAUGUGUUUUGUACAAGUAGGUCAGUCAGAGAGCGUCUUUUUCCAGACGCACUCGCAGAUAGUUGUGUCAGUCAUGGGGUCUGUAUCAUGCAUGAUGUGUGGAUCAGCAAAACGUACCGAUGCAAUAAUAAGCAGGUCUGUGGAUUCUUCAUACAUGAAGGGCUAUUCAGUCAGACUUCAUAGAGUACAAAUAAGUAAAAACACAUCAGGAAAUACAUUUGAAAUUACUGUAGCUCCAUUCCCUUGACCUAAUAGGUCACAGUUUACUAAAGGGCAGCAUUUGUUAGGCACACUUACACAGUACAUGAGCCUCUUAUUACAUCUGAUACAAACUUAUACUGCUUAUUCCAGCUGGCGUCAGUCACUGUAAGGGCUGCUUUUGUCAAUUCUGAUGCCCUUUUACUUCAGCUAGUGCUAUGUCAACUGAUAUGUUUUGGAAUAAACCUUUAUAAGUGUUUAUGUACCGGUAGUCUUAUCCUAAAAUGCUGUUGCUUCAUUAUUUUUGUGACAAAAGACUACGAACAUUUCUCCCAAAUUCCAAAUAAAAAUAUUGCCAUUUAAAGCAUUUAUUUGCACAAAAUGAGAAAUGGCUGAAAUAACAAAAAAGAUCUUUCAGACCUCAAAUAAUGCAAAGUAAACAAGUUCAUAUUGUAUACAUAUAAGUUUUAUGAGUUCAGAAAUCAAUAUUUGGUGGAAUAACCCUGGUUUUAAUAACCAUUUUCAUGCAUUUCAGCAUGUUCUCCUCCACCAAUCUUACGAACUGCUUUUGGAUAACUUUCGGCCACUCCUGGUGUAAAAAAUUAAGCAGUUCAGCUUGGUUUGAUGGCUUGUGGUCAUCUAUUCCUCUUGAUUACAUCCCAGAGGUUUUCAAUUUGGUAAAAUCAAAUCAUAAUUUUUAAGUGGUCUCUUAUUUUUUUCCAGAGCUGUAUGACUUGCCCAUGUUGUUCAGACCUACUCCUUGGGUUAGUUGAUUAAGUUACACUUAAUUGAGAUGCACGAUUUUGAAGGACCUAACAUAAACAUACAUAAACAUUAACAAAGGCUUAUAUCAGCUGUCCUAAAAGGCUAGUGUAGAUGUAGCUUAACAAAUGCUGCCUGUGUGUGAAGUGUUACCUAAUGUUAAUUACUUAAUACCAGUCUGGAAGACAAGGUGGACAAAAAUGGCUAAAACAAAUCAAUUUCUGUAAUACUGAAGACAUUAAUUAAAUUUUUUGUGUUUUAACAGCUAAGGCUCUAAACUGUCGCAGUUGAUCUUAUGCUCCAAUCCCCCUUAAUCCACCCUACUUAGUAACUUUAAGCAUGAUUUGUCAAACUUGCUGAUCCUCCGCAGUUAUUUCUAGAAGUAGCGCUUUGGACGCUGACCUGAGAUCUCUUUGUAUGACAUCACUUUAGGUAAAGAAUUUGCUAAGAGCUGAUUGUAGCUUCACAGGGUAGUUGUUAUUGUGUUCCUGCAGAUAUCUGUGUGGAACGGCAGACUAUGGAAUACUUGGUAAUACAUUUUUUUGUAGAGGAUGGAUGAGAUCUGUGAGUUCGUCAUUCAGCCCUUUUUCUUUUAAUCUCCUCUUUCCCGUGUCUGCAUGUAGCUGUAGGUCUGUGUUUUCACUGGAAUCUACCAGAACUUAGUAAAACCACAGCUUUGCAACGUUUUGUAAAGGCACGCGUGCGUCCUCGGAAACCUACGAAUUCAGAAAUCCCCACAAUGUGAGCACCCAGCAAAAAACUAGAGCAAAAGAAUUAGCGUUUCUACACCAAUGGCGUUUGUAUUCUGUCCUUAGAUAAAGAGUAGUGAUACAUUUUGUAUGGUAGUGUAACGUGGAUCCAGAGAUGCUGAUCUUGGGUAGUGACAUAGAUGUUUUAUGUUCUCUGUUAACGUUCUCUCUCCUUUCAGCAAGGACUCAUAUUUAUUUGUGUACCUGUGUGUGUGCAUGUGAGAAAGAGAGAGGUUCUAACAAAAGGCGAGAAUGUGUGAGAGAGAGAGAGAGAGUGAGAGAGAUGGUAUAUGAGUGUGCGUAUGUGUGACUGUGUGUUUGAGUUGUACUGCUGUUGGAAUAAGACAGGCUAGGCCUUGGUGGUUAAUUUUGUAAAUAUCAGAACUAUUAUAGAGUUAUAUAUCUUAGCGUAGCUGUUUAAUUUCCGUGUCCAUGCAAGUCUAAUAUUUUAAAGAGAUAGAAAUGUGUAUUCUCUAUUGUGUUAUACAAAAUAUAUUUAAAAGAAAGAUCUGAGAUUAUUGUUUUACCUUGUCAAAAUGCUUCUACAUUACAUGGCUAAUGGUUUCUCUGGACCAUUUUAUAGAGUUGUCUGCACUAAUGCAAUAAAUUGUCAUUUUAUUACA
Molecule: messenger RNA, 11834 nt
Organism: Astyanax mexicanus (Mexican tetra)
Lineage: Eukaryota; Metazoa; Chordata; Actinopteri; Characiformes; Acestrorhamphidae
Gene: slc12a5b
Product: solute carrier family 12 member 5b
Exons: 26
Coding region: 445-3825 (1126 amino acids)
Biological process (GO): cell volume homeostasis; chloride transmembrane transport; potassium ion import across plasma membrane
Cellular component (GO): plasma membrane
Molecular function (GO): potassium:chloride symporter activity; ammonium channel activity
Source: RefSeq, a predicted model, not a curated record